AAACAAAAGCUUAUCUCCCGAGACCGUAAUAAAAGGCCUCGACUCACUCAUUACUGUAGUAAUCAGUAAAAACUCUCAGCGCGCUGCAGAUUCCGUUUUAUCAAAUGUUGAUGCCUCCCUGAGAAAUUUUCAUCUUAAGUUUCCCAGAGGGACCAAGGUCAAGGCAACAUUAUUCCCCAAAGUAAACCGCACUUUUAUGAUCGCAAAAGACGCAUAAAAGUGAUAUAUUCACAAAGUAAACAAUCCAUCAAGAUUCCUUAUUCUGUCGAAUACGCGAUUUGUCACUGAAUAAGUGAGUAUCGACGUAAAUAACCCUGAACUCGAGGAAAACCUACAGGUGGUUUCAUAGUUUCAAGUAUUAUUACUUGAUUAAGGUAUUUUUGUAACAAGCUACAGGUUACAUGAAAUGAUUCCGCUAGGGAGGCGAGCUUGUAAUUUUCGACACGCGAGUCGGGAGAAAGUAUUAAAAAUAAUGUGCUAGGGUCGGCGGUUGAAUGAAAAAGUUUCUCCCUAAAUAUGUGCCUUGGGAGGCAUCCCAUUAACGCCUGAAAGACUUUCAAGGUUUAUGCUCUGGUGGAUUUAAUAUGAGUUACUUUCAUUUAGAUAUGACUGAUGGCUGCCAAUACGCUUAUAAUAACACGUUAGAUCUUUCCACAAACAGUUGAGAACGGAAACGGAAACGCGGAAUGUAACAUUUAUUUGUCAGAACACAAUUUAUUAAGGACACAAAAGAGCAAAGCAAAUAAUAACAUUUAGACGAAUCAAAGAAUUAUAUACCAUCUGUUAGCUAACAAUAGACAUCGACCUUGAAGGCUUUUACGGAGGAGUUUUCCUUCGAAAGGGUAGGAAAUAAUUACGUUCGAGUCAGUAACCCGGGCGUGCGUUAUUGAUGGGCUCGCGCGGCGGCGCCGAGACGCGCGGUAAGUGGGUCAGGGAGGAGCGAGGGACGCGCAGUCGCUCCGACACUGCGCCCUCAACCCUCAGCCAUGGCGGACGCGCCGCCCGAGGUCCUCGAGCUCAACGUGGGCGGCGUGCACUACGCCACGACGCGCGACACGCUGCUCCGCGAGCCCGACUCGCUGCCCGCCGCCGCGCUGCAAGACCCCGACCAUCCGCGCGACGCCCGCGGACGCAUCUUCUUCGACCGGGACGGAGUUCUUUUCCGUUAUGUUUUGGAUUAUCUCCGAGACGGCGGCCUCGUGCUUCCGGAGUGUUUCCGAGAACACAAACGACUGGCUCGUGAAGCCAAACACUACAGACUCGCCGGACUAGAAAACGCGGUUCGAGACGCUGAUCCUCGUCCUCCGAACCGCGAGAAGGGCUGCAUCACCGUCGGCUAUCGAGGGAGCUUCGCGUUCGGCCGCGACGGACUCGCAGAUGUCAAAUUCCGCAAGUUAUCGCGUAUCCUCGUCUGUGGAAAGGUGAACCUUUGCCGUGAUGUGUUCGGAGAAACCCUGAACGAGUCCCGAGAUCCAGACCACGGACUUGCUGACAGGUACACUUCUCGUUUCUUCUUAAAGCACUCGUUCAUUGAACAAGCUUUCGAUAUGCUGUACGAGAACGGUUUCAAGCUGACUGCGAGCUGUGGCAGCGGCACCGCUGGCGGGGCUGCUGAGCUUAAACCAGGAGUGGAUUCAGAGGAAAAUCGUUGGAAUCAUUACAACGAAUUCGUAUUCACGCGCGAAUAAAUUGUGCGUUCUCGGAAUGUGAUAAUCAUCUGCUGUUGAUCGAGUGAGGCUUAAUAAUAUUUCUGUCGUUAGAAGAAUGUUUAAGAGCAUUAUUUUCAUAAAUAAUGCAUCUCUCUUGUAUCCAGAGAUAGAAGUAAUUUAACUUUGAAGUUCUCGUAAGUCGUUCGCAAUAUUUGCGUAACCGGAUAAAGCUUAAAAUAAAGUUUUCUUGUCAUUAUAAAAUGACUUCUAUGAUGGUCGAUCAUCCUAAAUGUUCGGCAAGUAACAAGGUUCAUAGAUGUCGGUGAUAUGCCGUUGAGUAAUGCAAAAGUUCAAGUAAUAAAUGUUUAAUUAUUAUGUAGAUAAAGAAAACUAAACUGUAAUCAUGUAACAAAUAGGUAGUGUUAAAUGUAAAAAUAUAAAAUAGUAGUUAAUAACCUCCUUUAGGGCUAAUUUCGUGUACUGUGUACCUAUUUCUAUCAAGUUUUUCAAAUUAUUUUAUAUUCGAUUUAUAAAUCAAUGUUUAAUAAUGUAUUUUGAAAAUACUGCGUGGGCCAUCGUUUUUGAUAAAAGUAAUAUGCCAAAUUAUGAUAUGACCGUUAUGUACGAGUAAUAUGAUGCGGUAGCUCUGAGUUACUAAAUCAUGGUGUUGAAUAUUUUAUGUUUUACUUCGAGGUACGGCUGUGCCCGGUGAUGUGUUGUGAUGAAUACGUUUCCCCUUCCUCCUCGUGUAGAUUUAAGAAAAUUGGAUUUCAAAGUGUAGUAAAUAAUGCAAUGAGCGCGUGUGAAAUGUACCUUAAAAAAAUAGUGUUUUAAUAGUUGAAAAAUUAUACAUCUCAGGAGAAUUUAAGAUUGUAACGAGAGCAUAAGAAUAGAACGUGAAACUUUUAUGUAACAAGUUAAAGACGCAAUUAUGACUUGAGUAUCAGAGCUGUUCAGAGUUAAACUUAGGGAAAAUAUUGU
Molecule: messenger RNA, 2630 nt
Organism: Helicoverpa armigera (cotton bollworm)
Lineage: Eukaryota; Metazoa; Arthropoda; Insecta; Lepidoptera; Noctuidae
Gene: Ktl
Product: BTB/POZ domain-containing protein KCTD12
Exons: 1
Coding region: 987-1688 (233 amino acids)
Biological process (GO): protein homooligomerization
Source: RefSeq, a predicted model, not a curated record